ACAGUUACUUGACGAAACACAUAAAAACUCACACGGGAGUAAAACUUUACACUUGUUCAACCUGUGGGAAGAAUUACAUACGAAAGAAUGGUUUAAUUUCUCACAUGAGAAUUCACACAGGUGAGAAGCCUUUCCCUUGUGGGAGCUGUGGUAAACGUUUCAGUCAUAAAUGCAGCUUAAAAAUUCAUGCGAGACUUCACACAGGUGAGAAGUCUUUCUCUUGUGGGACCUGUGGAAAAAGAUUCACUCAAAAAGGACAUUUAACUUAUCACAUUAGAAUUCACACAGGUGAGAAGCCUUUCUCUUGUGGGACCUGUGGAAAAAGUUUCACACUUAAAGGACAUUUAACUCGUCACAUGAUAAUUCACACAGCUGAGAAGUCUUUCUUUUGUGGGACCUGUGGAAAGAGUUACAAUCAUCGAAGUAGUUUAACUCAGCACAUGAGAAUUCACAAAAGUGAGAAGCCUUUCUCUUGUGGGACCUGUGGAAAGAGUUACUAUCAAAGAACGACUUUAACUCGGCACAUGAGAAUUCACAGAAGUGAGAAACCUUUCUCUUGUGGGACCUGUGGAAAGAGUUACAUUCACAGACACAAUUUAACUUAUCACAUGAGAAUUCACACAAGUGAGAAACUUUUCUCUUGUGGGAUCUGUGGAAAAAGUUUCACAAAUAAAGCCGGUAUAAGUGAUCAUAUAAGAAUUCACACAGGUGAGAAGCCUUACUCUUGUGUGACCUGUGGAAAAAGUUUCACUCAAAAAGGACAUUUAACUCAGCACAUGAAAAUUCACACAGGUGAGAAGCCUUUUCUUGUGAGACUUGUGGAAAAAGUUUCACCCAUAAAGCCGGUUUAACUGAUCAUAUGAGAAUUCACACAGAUGAGAAGCCUUUCUCAUGUGGGACCUGUGGUAAAAGUUUUAGGAUGAAAAAACAUUUACUUAAACACUUAAACAUUCAUAUGCGU
Messenger RNA from Poeciliopsis prolifica (blackstripe livebearer), 961 nucleotides. RefSeq names its product gastrula zinc finger protein XlCGF8.2DB-like. The transcript has a single exon. Bases 105 to 851 code for a protein of 248 amino acids. Gene Ontology annotation, molecular function: RNA polymerase II cis-regulatory region sequence-specific DNA binding; DNA-binding transcription factor activity. NCBI's taxonomy places the organism in Eukaryota, Metazoa, Chordata, Actinopteri, Cyprinodontiformes, Poeciliidae. The record is from RefSeq and is a predicted model, not a curated record. Gene Ontology annotation, biological process: regulation of transcription by RNA polymerase II.